UUCACGACACUCUGUCUGUUUCAGCAACACGUAUAUACUCGGCCGCACUCCAGUUGGUUGAAUGGCUUCACCAGUACCGUCGUGUGCCGGUUGCCUGAAACCCCGAUGCUGGCACAUGUUAAUGCGCUCGCGGCGCCUCGUAACUGCCGUCAUCGACAUAGCCACUCGGCCCACAGUAUAAGACUGCUCAAUACCUACAGAGAAGGGCUUUCUUUAUAGAAUUGGAACCAGGAGCGUGCUUACUGACACCAGCAAUUUAGCUGGCUUGAACUUGCCUAUACGCUACCACAGAACCGGCUGCCCACGAUCGCGAACUAUUAUAGGGCGGGUUCGCAAGGUUUCGCACUCGCGAGUGCGUUUCCGCGUCGCCGAGGACGCUGCUCCAUUCUACCGCACAGCAAAGCAGAUAGGAUUUGUUGCUGAGGACUUCUCGCGGUAUCGCUCACACGUAGCUUCUCACGGCUCCCGUGCGGGGCAAGGAUGGCCCGGGGCCUCGCGUGGUAGCCUUUGGCGCAUCGUGGAUAGCUUCAAGAAUAUAUUGAGAGCAGUGGAGCUAGAAAAAUGCCGGCCGUGGGGCGGGGAGUUGCGGGCAGGCCCAAGUCGUUGGUGGAGCACCUGAACGACCAGGCGCCCAAGCGCGCCGUGAAUGACAUCGUCAGUAUCACCCGGUACCUUAUGUCAGCGCGGCUCUUGCUCAAUCAGGCCACCUCGUACCGGGUUAUUGGGGAUGAGGAGCAGCUCUACGUUAUCCUGCUGCGCUUUGCCAGCUUGGUGGUGGAGACUAUCCCCAAGCACCGCGAUUUCCGGGACGCAGGCGGGACGUACACCAGUCUGAAGCGGGAGCUCAUGGAGCGCUACCUGCCGGAGCUGGAGCGGCUUAAGACCUCGCUCAAGCUCAAGGAACGCGCGGAGCCGCCUGUCUCGCACUCCCGCAACCGGCCGGCGGACGCGGUGCAGCUGAGUGCCUCCAACCUGCCGCAGUUGGACUGGGCAAGGUCGGGUGCGCCCGUGGCAGCAGCAGCAGCAGCAGCAGCGGGGCCUGGCUCUGCAAUGGUGCUGGGCGGCGCCGCUGGCGCGGCGCCGCCUAUGCUGCAGGUGGACGACCUGCUCGAGGUCAUGCGCGGCGGGAUGAGCGGGGCAGUGGGCGCCACGCCACCGCGAGGGAUAGGCGGCGUAGGACCGGGUGGCGUGGGGUACGGGUCGCCGGGCCCAACAGACCCGUACGCGCUGGCAGCUGCGGCGGCCGCCGCCUCGUCGGCGGCUGCGGCUGCGAUGGAGCUGCCGAAGUAUGCGCACACGUACGCAUCUGCGGGCGGCAGCGCGCGGCAUGCGCUGUUUGGGUCGUCGCCGCCAGGCGGCGGGCCGGCACAGAAGUUCAUAUCGCAGCAGCUGUCCCUACCGCGCUACCCGGCGCUGGACACGUCGGCGGCGCAAGCGGCGGCGGCGGACCUGACGGCGCUGUCGCUGGGGCAGCCCAGUGCCGGGCCGUCGCUGGGGCCGCAGGAAGUGGCGGUGUACCACGUUUCGCCGGACGUGAGUGGCCUGCCCGACACCUGCACCGUGCCGCACGGCCAUCCGCCCCCGGCCCUGCCUGAGCCUGCUCCGCCGCCGCCGCCCGCGGCCGCGGCCCAGCCCUCGCCGGGCGGGCCCAAGGAGCUCAAGAAGGCGGCGCAACUGCGCGACGUGCACGUGAGCGUGGCGCUAAUGGAGGAGUUCCUGCACUACGCCCGCUCUAACACGGCGCGCGGCAUCGAGUCGUGCGGCAUCCUGGCCGGAAAGCUGCUGGCUGGCGACAGUACGUUUGCCAUCAACACGCUCAUCAUCCCCAAGCAGCAGGGCACCACGGACACGGUGCAGGCGCUGAACGAGGAGGAGAUCUUUGAGGCGCAGUUCGAGCGCGAGCUGUACCCCAUGGGCUGGAUCCACACGCACCCAACGCAGACGUGCUUCCUGUCCAGCGUGGACGUGCACACGCAGUGCGGCUACCAGACCAUGUUGGACGAGGCGGUGGCCAUUGUCAUGGCGCCCAGCGACCGCUCCAAGCGCUGCGGCCUCUUCCGGCUGAGCACACCAGGCGGCCUAACCCUGGUGCAGAAGUGCCCGCUGCGCGGCUUCCACACGCAUCCGCCCACGGACACGGGGCAGGAGCUGUACGAGCUGUGCGGGCACGUGUUCCUUAACCCGCGCACCAAACACGAGGUGCUGGACCUGCGGUAGCGUCAAGCUCUUAGGACGAGGGCCGUGGACGUGCGUAGCGCGACAGGUGCCUGGGAAGGAGUGUGCUGGAUGUGCAUUUGGAAGAGCCUGGGAGGGAGUGUACUGGAUUUGCAUAUGGGGGACUGAACGGCGGACCAGGUGUGAAAGACGUAAGCCUCUCUGUUGAUGGCUCAUAGCUGUGAGAGAGGGCUUUGCGAGAUUUGCGGCUGAAGCUGUGUGUGAGAGGCUGAUGUAAUGGAAGUGUUUGUUCACAAAGUAUGCAUGAAUGUGUGCGUGCAUUCAGGACAUGCGCACGUGUGUUGCAAUCGAAAUCUACGUCUAGGAAAAUGACACUCUAGAGCCAGUCAUGGCUCAUGACAGCAUGACAGGCGCCUGAGUGCGAGGGACAGGACAAGGGGCAGGUUGGCGUGGAUAGGGCCUGGGCUCAAGAGCUAGCGAGGCGCUCGCAUGAGCCUGCCCGACUUC
Molecule: messenger RNA, 2682 nt
Organism: Chlamydomonas reinhardtii
Lineage: Eukaryota; Viridiplantae; Chlorophyta; Chlorophyceae; Chlamydomonadales; Chlamydomonadaceae
Exons: 6
Coding region: 562-2217 (551 amino acids)
Biological process (GO): protein K63-linked deubiquitination
Cellular component (GO): endosome; membrane
Molecular function (GO): protein binding; metal-dependent deubiquitinase activity; K63-linked deubiquitinase activity
Source: RefSeq, a predicted model, not a curated record